GAUGCCCGGGUGCGGGGCGGCCCCUCCGUGCGUCCCUAAACACUCUUCUCCCCGGCCUGAGCCUCCUAGUGCUGUGGGAACUACCGCCCGCCGCUGCUGGCCCGUAUCCUAGGAGCGGCCUGACACCCUCCCUACUCCGGCUUUCCCGCACAGCCAGGGUACGGUGAGCACGCGACUGAGUACGGGCAAGCCGGGUGCCCCAUGGACACGGGGGCAGGUAGCUCAUACCUUGCUCUCAGAUGGAGACCCAGGCGAACCCGGAUCAGGGGACUUGAAGCAUCUGAGGGUAGCCACCCCAUACAGAGAUCUGUGUGUAUCUGUCGUCGGGGACUGACCCGUCCCAUCUCUGCCCUGUCAGCCCCAGGCAGGAGAGGAGGGACCUGGGCGGAGCCUGGGGUAGGGAUCAAAAAAGGUGACAUCACUUUGCAGAUACAGUCCAGCCACAGCACUCCUGCUCACUUGUGUUCACCCUGGCACAUGAGACUGAUGGGAGAGAGGGGUCCAGGUUAUAUAUCUAGGGUGACACUAGGGACAAGGAGGGCAGAGAGCCCAGGCGUGGGUCCAGUAACCUGAAGUGUGGUGAUUAGAUCUGGACAGAGGCAAGCUCUUGCAAAUGCUUCCACCUCACCCCUAGGCUGCAGGAUCCUCCUGUGUGUACCUCAUCUCCCUAUUUGCCCCACUAGAUGGGUGCCGGCUGUCCAACGCCCCAGGAGAUCUGGGGCAGCAGCUGGGACCUGCAAGCAUUUGGCCAGCACCUGAACUGGGCCCCAUCCUGAUUCAGGGAUAGGAGCCGGGCAGGACUCAGCCCUGGGUCUGGACCUUCACUUGGUGCCCUUUACUCCCAGGAUUUGCUGAGAGUUACUGGAGACUUAUACCCAGCAUACUUAGUGCAGGAUCCCCAGUCCCGGUGUGUGAUCUAAGUUUUUAUAGAUCUCCAGCUCUGGGGAGGGAUCCAGAGUUUGGAGGUUACCCUGGGUGAAAUGGAUAACCUCCCUUCCUCCUCCCCAGGGAGCCCGGUGGAGGCGCCCUCCCGAAGCACUACACUGCCCAUGCUGACUACCCGGCCCUCCGGCUCGGGCCGCCACUGCCGAUGUCAUGAGUAACACCACAGUACCCAAUGUCCCCCAGGCCAACAGCGACUCCAUGGUGGGCUACGUGUUGGGGCCUUUCUUCCUCAUCACCCUGGUCGGGGUGGUGGUGGCUGUGGUAAUGUAUGUACAGAAGAAAAAGCGGGUGGACCGGCUUCGCCACCACCUGCUCCCCAUGUACAGCUACGACCCUGCUGAGGAGCUGCACGAGGCUGAGCAAGAGCUCCUGUCUGAUGUGGGAGACCCCAAGGUGGUACAUGGCUGGCAGAGCGGCUACCAGCACAAGCGGAUACCAUUGCUGGACGUCAAGACAUGAACUGACCCCUUGCCCUGAUAUUCAGUGUUUGAGGCCCGUAGCCUGCUGCUUCCCCCCCUCCCACUCGCACUCACCCAGCCCCUUGCUGGGUACUGGGUCCCCAUUCCUCCCACCUA
This is a messenger RNA of Trichechus manatus latirostris (Florida manatee), 1520 nucleotides long. RefSeq names its product small integral membrane protein 29 (gene SMIM29). Lineage: Eukaryota; Metazoa; Chordata; Mammalia; Sirenia; Trichechidae. The record is from RefSeq and is a predicted model, not a curated record. Bases 1096 to 1404 code for a protein of 102 amino acids. The transcript is spliced from 4 exons.